Coccinella septempunctata (seven-spotted ladybird) is the source of this 3141-nucleotide messenger RNA. Its product is annotated as XK-related protein 4-like. The record is from RefSeq and is a predicted model, not a curated record. The transcript has 3 exons. Gene Ontology annotation, biological process: engulfment of apoptotic cell; phosphatidylserine exposure on apoptotic cell surface; apoptotic process involved in development. The coding region runs from base 395 to 1618 and encodes 407 amino acids. Gene Ontology annotation, cellular component: plasma membrane. Lineage: Eukaryota; Metazoa; Arthropoda; Insecta; Coleoptera; Coccinellidae.
UUGACAUUGUUGUCACUGCUUGUCAAAUUGUCCAGCCUUUGUGUACCACGAAGGUGAAGUUAAAAAUAAACCUUCAUGGGGCCUUAUUUUGUAUAAAUUCCGGCCUUCUAACGUUUUAUUCUUGAUAUAUGUGAUAUCUUUUUAUAACUAUAUGAAAAAUUCGGCAAGUAUUUUCGAGCAUUUCAAAUGAAAUAUCAAAUGAGUACUAGUUGAUCUUUGUUGUCUCAAUUCGUUUAUGUACGAAUUGAGGGAAAAAAUGACGAAUUUAAUGUUCUUCCAAGAUAUUUUUGAGAAACGUAAUAUUGUAAAUCAACAUGAUAUUCCAAGGUGCCUAAAGAUGGACGUCAAUUCUAUUUGAAGCCCAUUACAAAACAAAAUAGUUUCUGUAAAGACCAUGAAGUAUUCUAUAGGGAACAAAAUGUUUGUGCAACAAAUCGAUCAUAUUGAACAACAAAAAGAUGAAACUGAUAGAUUACCUCCUAGUGAUAGAGUCACAUACUGGGAUAUAGCUGGAUUCGUUAUUUCUAUAGCAAGUCAUAUAGUGGACGUUGGUUUGGAUUGCAACUUGGCUGUGAGAUAUUAUCUUAGUGGUCAAAAGGCAUAUUUUCUCACAACUGUAGCUUUUAUAUUGAUACCAGCGUUAAUAAAUACAGCAUUUAGUAUAAGAAUGUAUGUGCUUGAUGAAUCUGAAGAAUUGAAUAAAAAUAGAACUUUGACACAGCGCUGCACAAAUAGGGGUGUGUUAUUUUUAAUAGUUCUUAUAUUUCAAUUAGCACCAGUACUGAGGUACUUCGAUGCUCUUAGAUAUGCGAGAAAAUCUAAAAAGGCUGAGAAAUUGAAAGAUUAUGAAAACCAAAGAAAAUACUAUGAACUUAUGGUUAAGGAGGACUCGGAUGUUGCGUUAUUGAGAGUUUUAGAAUGUUUUUUAGAAGCUGCCCCUCAACAAAUUUUACAAAUCACUAUAAUAUUUUACAAUAGAGGCCAGGAUUUUGGUCAAGACACCUUUACAUUCUUCCAUCAGUUACUGUCAAUUGGAAGUUCUUUUGUCAGUAUGGCCUGGUCGAUGGCAUCAUACCAUAGAUUGCUCAGGGUAUCGCAGAAAACAAAGAACAAUAUAUCAUGGAUAGGAACUUUUGUUCAAUUCAUGUGGCAUUUCAUGGUUACAGUUUCUAGAAUUUUGUGCAUCAGUGUUAUUGCAUCCAUGUAUCUUGAAGCCACAAUUCUAGCCAUAUCUUUUCAUUGGUUCAUCAUGAUGAUUUGGCUUUUAUAUAUGGAUCAAGAAAAUAAUUUUUGCAACAACAAUCAGUGCUGCAGCAUAAUGUUCUAUUCAACGUUCAGUGCAGUUUACAUUUUCACAUUUGUAACCUUACACGAAGGUCCUACUGGAAAAAAAUACUUUUUUUUCUAUAGUUUAUUGUUUGCGGAGAAUACGGUAGCAAAUUUGGUGUGGUAUUUUAAUGCGCCUCACGAAAUUGAAAAGUUAAUGUACUACAAACCUAUUUUCUUCCUCAAUAUUAUUCCAUAUGUUGCUGGAUUGGUAUUCAUGAUAUUGUAUUAUAAGUGCUUUCAUCCCAGUACUGGGUAUACAAGCAGACAGUUAAUGAGAUUAAGACAAUAAUCUUUUUUUUUUUCAUACAUCCUAAGCGAAAAUCUCCGAAAAAUAUUGGUACAUAUUUAUUUAUUUAUUUCAAGGUAUCCUAUCAUGUUCGUCUCUUUGAAUUAAAUUGUUCUUCAUUGAAGUUAUGUGAUUUAGUCUGAAAAUUAUAUUUUCUUUAAUUUUUUUUAAAAAUUUUAAAGCUUUGGGAGGUCAAUGAUGAUUUUUGAUCGCUUUUAUGGCAGGCUUUUCCGAUGAUUUUUUGUAAGAAGCUUUCUUCAUUUCUCAUGGAAGCAUCACUGUUUAUAUAGAAUAUUUUCAAAAUGUGGAUGGACUCUAUCAGUCAUUCAAAAUUAUCCAUAAGUUUGAGACAAUGCCAGGGUAAUUCAUUUUACUUUCAUAAGAAAAAAAUUUAAAAAGAGCAAAACAUAUUUCUUUUAAUGGAUGCCAUAAAAUAAGUUGAAAUAUGAUAGACUGUUAUUAAAUGAAGUCAUUUAUUCUUACGCAACAUAAUUAUUUCAUAUUAUUUUAUAUAGAUCUAAUCGUCGUUAACUGAUUUUGAUAAUUUAAUCAAAAUGAAUUGUUCUCGUAAGCAAUGAAGUUGAAUAAUGAAUGACAACAGUAGAGUGAUAUGUUUUUCGAUGAAAUGCAAUAAAGUUAAUUUAAAUAUUUUUUCAAUUGUUAGUGUGAUAUAUUUAUGUUAAAAGAAUGAUUCUUAUGCAAUAAUUUCAAAUAACUCCACAACUGGCGUACAUUAUUACAUUGUUGCCAAUGUGUAAUUAUUAUCUUCCCUCUUUGUGACUUCGGAAAUCCUGUGUAUUAUAUACAAAUUGAAAGUUAUGUAUGCCAAAAAAAAAGAACAUUCAUAUUUUAUUUCGAUUUGGUUUGUGGUGAAAUUAUGCAUAUUUGUACAUAUUUUAUAGUAAAUAAAGGAAUAUAUUUAUGAGCAAUCAUGAAUUUUGUAGUUUGAUACAAAUAAUCAACAGAAUCAAAAUGAUCUCGUUUCUCCACUACUUUUAUGCCGAUUCAUUGUUCCAGAUUUGAGUAAUUCAAUAUUUUGGCAACUAUUUAGUAACGUUUGUUCAACAAAAUCAUCACAAAUAUUGUUGAUAAUCAUAGAAGUUCGAUGAGAGAAGUUUGAAUUCAAUUCAUUUUCUCAUUAUAACUCGUAUCGAUCUUCUGACAAUAUGCUAUGACAAUUUUGUUCAAUUUAUCAGAUCUGAAAUAGUUCUUGGAUCUCUAAAAUAAGGAUGUCUUUUAUGGUUGCCAGCUAAUGCAUUCAGUAUUGUUGAAUAAUCCAGUAAAGUGGGUUGCAACAAUAGAUACUAACAACCCCUUUGCUACAUACACUCUGUUAUUGUGUAUAUUUUAUAUCGAAUUUUUGAAUUCUGUAUUGUGUGAUGUUAGUUAAUAGAUAUUCAUUUUGAUUUCAGUGAAACAUUGUCAUUAGUUAAUUUUUCAUAUGAAAUUGAAGGAAAUGUCUUUUAUACGAUAUUUUUUGUGAUAUAAUACUCAAUGAAGAUAAAUUACAAGAUUAUUUUGAGAAA